UCGCGCUGGGGGCGGGGCUUGCGGGGGCUGAAGAGCGAGCGGGAGGGCGGGCCAGAGGCGGUAGGGCUGGGGCUGAGGCGGCGGCGGCGGCGGCCGGGUGCCCGGGACAGCGACGCAGCGCGGCCGCGACAGGGCCCGCGAAAGCCCCGCAGCCCGCCGCAGCCGCCGCCUCGCCGCGGCCAGGUCGGAGAGCACGGCGGCGGGCGCGCGGCCUUAGAAGGCGGCCGGAGCGGCCGGCACAGCUCAGCGCGGAGCGUCCUGUCAGGCGGCGGCUGGGGGCGCCGCGGACUCGCGCCGCGAUGAUGCCGAUGAUAUUAACCGUUUUCUUGAGCAACAAUGAACAGAUUUUAACAGAAGUUCCUAUAACACCGGAAACAACCUGUCGAGAUGUUGUAGAAUUUUGCAAGGAACCUGGAGAAGGCAGCUGCCAUUUAGCUGAAGUGUGGAGGGGAAAUGAACGUCCCAUACCCUUUGAUCAUAUGAUGUAUGAACAUCUUCAGAAAUGGGGGCCACGGAGGGAAGAAGUGAAAUUUUUCCUUCGACAUGAGGACUCCCCAGCUGAAAGCAGUGAACAAGGUGGCCGUCAGACCCAAGAGCAACGAACUCAGAGAAAUGUAAUAAAUGUACCUGGAGAAAAACGCACCGAAAAUGGGGUUGGGAAUCCACGUGUUGAACUUACCCUCUCAGAGCUCCAAGAUAUGGCAGCUAGGCAACAGCAGCAGAUUGAAAAUCAGCAGCAGAUGUUGGUUGCCAAGGAACAGCGUUUACAUUUUCUAAAGCAACAGGAGCGCCGUCAGCAGCAGUCUAUUUCUGAAAAUGAAAAGCUUCAGAAAUUGAAAGAACGAGUUGAAGCCCAGGAGAACAAGCUGAAGAAAAUUCGUGCCAUGAGAGGACAAGUUGACUACAGCAAAAUCAUGAACGGCAAUCUGUCUGCUGAAAUAGAAAGGUUCAGUGCCAUGUUCCAGGAAAAGAAGCAGGAAGUACAGACUGCAAUUUUAAGGGUUGAUCAGCUUAGUCAGCAAUUGGAAGAUUUAAAGAAAGGAAAACUGAAUGGGUUCCAGUCUUACAAUGGCAAAUUGACAGGACCAGCAGCAGUGGAGUUAAAAAGACUGUACCAAGAACUACAGAUUCGUAACCAGCUUAACCAGGAACAAAAUUCAAAACUUCAGCAGCAGAAGGAACUCUUAAAUAAGCGCAACAUGGAGGUGGCCAUGAUGGACAAGCGAAUCAGUGAACUGCGUGAACGUCUCUAUGGGAAAAAAAUUCAGCUGAACCGUGUGAAUGGCACGUCAUCACCACAGUCACCUCUGAGCACAUCUGGCAGGGUCGCUGCUGUGGGGCCUUACAUCCAGGUUCCCAGUGCUGGAAGCUUUCCUGUCCUGGGGGACCCCAUAAAGCCCCAGUCUCUCAGUAUUGCCUCAAAUGCUGUUCAUGGAAGAUCCAAAUCCGCUAAUGAUGGAAACUGGCCAACAUUAAAACAGAAUUCUAGCUCUUCAGUGAAACCAGUGCAGGUGGCCAGCACAGACUGGAAGGACACGAGCGUGGAGGGGUCUGUCAAGCAGGGCACCGUCUCCAGCCAGCCUGUGCCCUUCUCAGCACUGGGAGCCACGGAGAAGCCGGGCAUCGAGCUUGGUAAAGGGCCACCUCCCAUCCCAGGUGUAGGCAAGCAGCCGCCUCCAAGCUAUGGGACAUAUCCCAGUCCUACGCCUCUGGGUCCCGGGUCGACAAGCUCCCUGGAAAGGAGGAAGGAAGGCAGCUUGCCCAGGCCCAGCGCAGGCCUGCCAAGUCGACAGAGGCCAACCCUGCUGCCCUCCACAGGCAGCGCCUCCCAGCCGGGCUCCUCACAACAGAUUCAGCAGAGGAUUUCCGUACCACCAAGCCCCACGUACCCACCCGUGGGACCACCUGCAUUUCCAGCUGGGGACAGCAAGCCUGAACUCCCACUGACAGUGGCCAUUAGGCCCUUCCUGGCCGAUAAAGGGUCAAGGCCACAGUCUCCCAGGAAAGGCCCCCAGACAGUGAAUUCAAGUUCCAUAUACUCCAUGUACCUCCAGCAAGCCACGCCACCUAAGAAUUACCAGCCGGCAGCACACAGCGCCUUAAAUAAGUCAGUGAAAGCAGUAUACGGUAAGCCUGUUUUACCUUCGGGUUCAACGUCUCCAUCGCCACUGCCGUUUCUUCACGGGUCACUGUCCACGGGCACGGCACAGCCUCAGCCACCUUCAGAAAGUGCUGAGAAAGAGCCCGAGCAGGACGGCCCCACCGGCCCUGCAGAUGGUGGCACUGUGGAGAGCCUGCCACGGCCACUCAGCCCUACCAAGCUCACGCCCAUUGUGCAUUCACCACUGCGCUACCAGAGUGACGCAGACCUGGAGGCUCUCCGCAGGAAGCUGGCCAACGCGCCCCGGCCCCUGAAGAAGCGAAGCUCCAUCACAGAGCCCGAGGGCCCCGGUGGGCCCAACAUCCAGAAGCUGCUGUACCAGCGCUUCAACACCCUGGCCGGUGGCAUGGAGGGUACCCCUUUCUACCAGCCCAGCCCCUCCCAGGACUUCAUGGGCACCUUGGCCGAUGUGGACAAUGGAAACACCAAUGCCAAUGGAAACCUGGAGGAGUCCACCCCUGCCCAGCCCACAGUCCCGCUCCAUGAUGAGCCCGCCCCGUCGUCAGAUGCCAAUGACAAUGAGUUACCUUCCCCCGAACCAGAGGAGCUGAUCUGUCCCCAAACCACCCACCAAACUGCCGAGCCGGCGGAGGACAAUAACAACAAUGUGGCCACGGUCCCCUCCACAGAGCAGAUCCCGAGUCCUGUGGCUGAGGCCCCGUCUCCAGGGGAAGAGCCGGUCCCUCCAGCACCUCUUCCCCCCACCAGUCACCCUCCCGCCACCUCCACGAGCAAGCGGACCAACUUGAAGAAGCCCAACUCAGAGCGGACAGGGCACGGGCUGAGAGUCCGGUUUAACCCCCUGGCACUACUCCUAGACGCAUCCCUGGAAGGAGAGUUUGAUCUGGUGCAGAGGAUCAUCUAUGAGGUGGAAGAUCCCAGCAAGCCCAACGACGAAGGGAUCACGCCGCUACACAACGCCGUCUGUGCCGGCCACCAUCACAUCGUGAAGUUCCUGCUGGACUUUGGCGUCAACGUGAAUGCUGCCGAUAGUGAUGGAUGGACGCCGCUGCACUGCGCUGCCUCUUGUAACAGCGUUCACCUCUGCAAGCAGCUGGUGGAGAGUGGUGCCGCCAUUUUUGCCUCAACCAUAAGCGACAUUGAAACUGCUGCAGACAAGUGUGAGGAGAUGGAGGAAGGCUACAUCCAGUGCUCCCAGUUUCUAUACGGGGUACAGGAGAAGCUGGGUGUGAUGAACAAAGGUGUGGUGUAUGCUCUGUGGGACUACGAGGCCCAGAACAGUGAUGAGCUGUCCUUCCAUGAAGGGGAUGCCCUCACCAUCCUGAGGCGCAAGGACGAAAGCGAGACUGAGUGGUGGUGGGCGCGCCUUGGAGAACGGGAGGGCUAUGUGCCCAAAAACCUGCUGGGGCUGUAUCCACGCAUCAAACCCCGACAGCGCACGCUCGCCUGAACUUCCUUUUGGAGCACUGCGUGGUCUUGCCAGCUACCAGGAGCCACUGAAGAGAUUAUUCUGCUGUUUUCCCAGGAAAGCUGAAGCUAGGAAAUGGUCUUAAUGGUGCUCACUUUAGCAGACAGCGUCCACAAUGUGAAUCCUGCAGUUUCUAGGUGAGGCCCUUUCUCCAGUUUGCCCAUAAGUGGGAGAGGUACUUUUGCCUCCAAGGACUGAAUUUUGCCAAUUACUGUAAAUCCAAAUAAAUACCCGCUUUCCAAACACCCACCCCUCUUGCCAAUAAGUCCUAUAAUUAACCCCUGGUUGGUUGCCAGUGAAGACAAGUUCUGACUGAGUUGGCCCCAAGGCUGUCACCCUCUAGCAGUGAACGCUGUCUGCUGCUGUGGGGCGCGCUCCCCUGCGACAGCCCCGCCUCCUGUCCCAAAUCGGAGACUCAUCCUCCUCCCCAUACACGAUCCUUCUUCCCUUCAUCACCAAAGGAGCCUCUGUAUGGAAACUUCUGUCCAGUGUGCUGCCCAAUGUGUAUGCCUCCCAGCAACCACCCUGCUUGGCCGCCUUGGGGGGUUCUGCUUCCUUUUCCAGGUGCUGCUCUAGUUCACCUAAAGGCUGAUUGUGCAGGCCCGGUGCUGUGGCUGGACUGCUGCGCCAUGGGCACCAGGGCCCCCCCAAGACCAGGUGACAGUCAGGAGCACCUCAGCAUGGACUCUUCUCCCUGAUCUCACAGCCUCUCAUGCUGCUUAGUGUGAUUCUGACCCUCGCAAGCUCGAAUUCCAGUUCUUUGAAUGCAGUCAGGCGCUGGAGGCCAUGGCAGUGGAGGGCAGUGGGGGUUGGGGGCUGGACUGGUGUGAGGGCAGAGCAGGGCCAGAUGGACGGGGAUGUUUGGUGCCGGAGGGAUGGCAGGUGCCUGGUGUCAGGAGGGGCCGCCACCGAGGGGGAGCAGCUAGGGCAGAGGAGCUGGGGGCAGGGGCCACCCCUCUGCUGCUGGUCUCCCUGCCCAGGCUGGCUGUCAGGCCAUCACCUUUGUCUGAGGCCCAGCCUCAAGGCAAGGAGGGUGCACUUCACUGAGGUGUGAAUUGUACGUACAGGCUUUUUAUAUACCAAAAGUAUUUUUUGACUAGACCAUUCAAAGCUCCCCGAACUAUGUUGGAAAUUUUUUUUCCUCAUUAAACUACAGGCCCUUAGGCUCUAUUUUCAUGUAUGAGUCUUGUGUGUAAUUUAUGUAUAGAUGUGUGUAGUGUCACUGAGGCAGCACUGUAGCCCAACACCUUGGAGCAUUGACUGACUGUACAUAGUGUGGUGAAGAAAAGUGAACUCCAUUGUGGAGCAGCCUGGCCACUGCCAGCCCGACACUGCUGACGCUGUGUAAAUGUGCACAAUAAACCCGUCUCACCCCGG
This is a messenger RNA of Cebus imitator (Panamanian white-faced capuchin), 4967 nucleotides long. RefSeq names its product protein phosphatase 1 regulatory subunit 13B (gene PPP1R13B). Lineage: Eukaryota; Metazoa; Chordata; Mammalia; Primates; Cebidae. Bases 300 to 3572 code for a protein of 1090 amino acids. The record is from RefSeq and is a predicted model, not a curated record. Gene Ontology annotation, molecular function: transcription factor binding; p53 binding. Gene Ontology annotation, biological process: apoptotic process; negative regulation of cell cycle; regulation of apoptotic process. The transcript has 17 exons. Gene Ontology annotation, cellular component: nucleus.